Messenger RNA from Rhincodon typus (whale shark), 810 nucleotides. RefSeq names its product cytochrome P450 26C1. The transcript has 4 exons. Gene Ontology annotation, molecular function: oxidoreductase activity, acting on paired donors, with incorporation or reduction of molecular oxygen; monooxygenase activity; heme binding. Gene Ontology annotation, biological process: sterol metabolic process. The record is from RefSeq and is a predicted model, not a curated record. NCBI's taxonomy places the organism in Eukaryota, Metazoa, Chordata, Chondrichthyes, Orectolobiformes, Rhincodontidae. The annotation marks the transcript as partial.
CCACGGGCCUGCUGAAUCCCAGUGUUUCCAAUCGGAGCAGAAAGAGCCGAGUGGAGAUUCCCUGGGAUUUGGGGCACCUUGUUAACUCCGAGCUCCGGGCUGGUCAUGCUGCCGCUCGGCCUGCACUUCCUGGCUGCCCUGGGCACCGCUCUCACCUCGCUGCUGUCGCUGCUUCUCCUGCUCGCCGUCUCCCGCCAGCUCUGGACCCUCGGCUGGAAUGUGAGCAGAGACCGGGGCAACAAGCUGCCCCUCCCGAAGGGCUCAAUGGGCUGGCCGUUACUCGGAGAGACGUUGCACUGGAUGGUGCAGGGCUCCAAAUUCCACACUUCCAGGAGAGAGAAAUACGGGAAUGUCUUCAAGACGCACUUGCUGGGCCGCCCGGUGAUCCGAGUGAGCGGCGCCGAGAACAUCCGCAGGAUCCUGCUGGGGGAACACCGCCUGGUGAGCGCUCAGUGGCCUCACAGCACCAGGCUUCUGCUGGGACUUAACACGCUGGGCAACUCGAGCGGGGAGCUGCAUCGCCAGCGGAGGAAGAUACUGGCCCGGGUAUUCAGCCACGCCGCUCUGGACAGCUUUCUCCCCGGGAUCCAGCGGCUGGUCCGCUCCCGGGUCCGGGCUUGGUGCAGGGGCCCGUCUCCGGUCGCUGUCUACCCGGCCGCCAAGUCGCUGACGUUCUGUAUCGCCGUCCGGAUCCUGCUGGGUCUGCGGGCGGCCGACCAGCAACUCGACCGCCUGGCCGCUACCUUCGAGCAGCUGAUGGAGAACAUCUUCUCGCUGCCUGUGGACAUGCCGUUCAGCGGCUUGCGGAAG